Periophthalmus magnuspinnatus is the source of this 1204-nucleotide messenger RNA. Its product is annotated as schwannomin-interacting protein 1-like. The transcript is spliced from 7 exons. The record is from RefSeq and is a predicted model, not a curated record. Bases 210 to 770 code for a protein of 186 amino acids. Gene Ontology annotation, cellular component: cell junction; plasma membrane. Lineage: Eukaryota; Metazoa; Chordata; Actinopteri; Gobiiformes; Gobiidae. Gene Ontology annotation, biological process: positive regulation of hippo signaling.
CGCUGGCUCCGGCCCUGUCCCGCGGAGGAGCGGCGGAAGCGGGCGGAGAGAGAGGGUCCGCUCCGACACAAACUUAGCCCCAACUUUGACUCCGCUCCUCGGGUUUGUUCCGCGGUGAAGCUCAGGACUGAGGCCGGAAAAGGGGCGCCUCUGCGGGGUAAACAUGUGUGAGACAGCCCGGGGCCAGCGCAGGAGGUGAGCGGGAGAGGAUGGAGGUGUCUGGGGAGAGGGAGGACGAAGAUGGCGGCGCGGAGGACAACUUACCCAUGAUGCACUGGGAGGAACUGAACGCUCGCAUCGAAGAGCUGGAGAGACAAGAGCAGACCACCCAGGGGGCAGCACUGAGACGAGUCUGGUACGAAGACCAAGAGGAAGACCGGAAGAAGAAGAGACUCAGCUCCCGGUUACAGAAGAAUCUUCAGUUGUGUUUCUAUAACGAUGAAGACAGCGAGGACGAGGGCGGAGCCAAACGAGAGGUCCCCGUCGGCUGUGGACUCAAACAGGAAGUGGUUGUGACGCUGAGGGCGCUUCGGGACAAACGAUUGGACGAGCUCAGGCGGGAAACUGACCACAGGUCCCAGGCGUGUUGGGCUCCUCUGGUCCGGUCUGAGCUGGAGCAGAGAACUCUUCAGGAACUUCAGGAGACGAGAACGUCUCUGCAAAAGAGCACUCACGAUCUGAGCGCUGGGCUGGUCUCCGUCCUCCUGAUCCGCGACCAACUCAGAAAUGAACAAGACGCUCUGCUACUGGACCUGCUGGACCUCACAUGAACCUGGACUGAAGUAGGACUGAAGCAGGACUAAACCUGGACUGAAGCAGGACUGAAGCAGGGUUAAACAGAGACACUUGUAUCUGAAUAACUUGUCAAAUUUAAAACAAGGACUGACUCAGGACUAAACCGGGAGCUGAAUUUGGGACAAACACAAAUCUAGGAUUAUGUAAUAAACAGUGUUUUCACUUUUUAAAAUGAGCUUUUCAGACAAAACUUUGAGGCCGUAUGUUUCUGUUGGUCAUGUUUCAGGCCCAUGUGACAGACGAGGGGUUUGGUUCAGUCCUACUGCAUGUUACAUGUAUGUACUCAACACUAACGUCCAUGUUUACUUCUGAGGGAGACUCCACUUUUCUAUUAAAGAUUUAAAACAUUAAUAUAUAAAGCCAUGUACUGUAACCUUUUUAUCCAGUGAUUAAAGUCACAUUUGUAAAA